UUAUGUUAUGGUCGAUUACUUAUACAAAUUUAUGUUGAUGUCAAAUAUUUUAAGGAUCUCGAAGUGUUGAUAAUUGGUGCCGGGAUUAGUGGGUUGGGUGCAGCUCGUCAGUUGCGUUCAUUUGGUGCGAAUGUCAAAAUACUCGAAGCAAAAAGUAAAAUUGGCGGUCGUCUUGUGGAUGAUUGGUCAUUGGGCGUUGCCGUUGGGUGUGGUGCACAGUUGAUCACUGGAAUUAUGAACAAUCCGAUUGUGUUGAUGUGUGAACAGGUAAUUGCUGAUUUGCCGUCACUUUUUCAUUCUUUUCAGCUGAACCGUUUAAAACCUUAA
Messenger RNA from Anisakis simplex (herring worm), 327 nucleotides. The record is from the annotation of a GenBank genome assembly. NCBI's taxonomy places the organism in Eukaryota, Metazoa, Nematoda, Chromadorea, Rhabditida, Anisakidae.